GCGUGUGCGCACUCCCAACGCACCCCGCAGCGAUGGCGGUCAAGCUCCUGCUCCCGUUAGCGUUCCUAAUAGCCCAAGUGUCGUGCGGUCAGAACAGUCUGACCUUCGUAAUAGACAAUUCCCCGUCUAUGGAUAAUGAAAUCUCACAAGUAAAAAAUGCCGCUAAGUCUAUUGUUGAUAUUGUUUUGCGAGAAAAAGCGAGUCAGAUCGAAGAUAUUGUGCUGGUGACAUUCAGAAAUCAUGGUGACCAAAGAUAUCCAUCCGCUAUACUUAGGAAGAAAACUCGCGAUGAGAGAGAACUCAAGCAGGCACUCGAAUCAAUUACUUUGCACUCUGCGUACUGCUUAGAGGUCGCUCUGUCGGGUAUCAAGAAAGGUUUAGAGGAGAGUCGCCAAGGUUCUUACUUGUAUGUCUUUACGGACACCACAUCAGAGGACUACAAUAGAUUUGAGGAGAUCAAGACGUUGUGUCAAGAGAAACAAAUUCAGGUCGUUAUAAUCAUCACUGAUAUCACCUGUGGUCAAGAGUCGGAUGAAGGGUACAAGGUAUACCACAAAAUAGCAAAGGCGUGUAGCGGACAAGUCUUUAGAGUCGACAAAGACGAAGUCAACCAGGUAAUCGAAGACGUCAAGGAAACUAUUAAGGGCGACAGGACUGUGGUGACAGUCGACACUAUCCCUGCAAAUACAUGGAAAUAUGUACCUUUUAACAUCGACGAGCAAACGGAGUAUGCUGUGGUAUCAGCUUCUGGGUCAGAUGUGUUGCUACAGGUUUAUGAUCCAUACUCGCGCUUGAAAACCGGCACGCAAAUUACGUGGACGAAGAAUGUGAAGGUCACAAAACUUGAAAAUUUAGCUCCCGGCACCUACAAAGCGAGGGUGAAAGGCAACUCCGAAGUCAGUAUAAUGGUGUUCGGACGCACGGACUUCAAUUUCCAACAUGGCUUCUCCACUGCAGUGCAAACUAACAUUGGGGCUACUGACACACAGCCCACUACAGCUGUCGCAACUCUCCUAAUGGUGUCCGUGCAAGACAAGAAGCAUGCCGCUCUCAUCCGCGAGGUGGAGCUGCUGGACAUGAGCGAUCAGGUCAUCAGGAGGCUGCCGCUGACGAACGUACAAGGAGACAUUUACAAGACCGACAUGUUCCUGUCACCUGAACAUACGUUUAAGAUCGCUGUAGUUGGAACAUCGAAAAAUACUGGGAGCACGGUGAAACGCAUUGCUAAAACACCAGUCACGCCAAUACAAUCAGUGGCUCCAGAACUCUCCAAAACACCGACAGUUCUGCACGUUAAAGAAGGCGCAUCAGUCGACAUACCCUGCAGAAUUAUCGCAGGCAAACCUAGGCCCGAAAUAUCGUGGUACGUGAAAAAGCAAGGCACGUGGACGUUCAUUCCGCUCCCAAACACAGACGAAGUUUACCACGUGGCCGCAGCUUUGUCCAACGAUCAGUACAAGUGCGUUGCGAGGAAUGUAAAAGCUACAGACGAAUAUAUUGUAACUCUUGACUUGCAAAGCCCACCGCGGAUAGUAUUCGUCCCGCCAAACACCGCCACGUACUCUGGCGUGGAAGGUGACGUAGCCAUGAGACUCUCGUGCGUCGCUCUAGGAUUCCCCACCCCCACCAUCCAAUGGGAGGUUGACAACAAAGUUGUUGGCAGAGACAAAUCAAAGGACCUGUACGUAGAAAACAACGUAUUAAUUCUGCGAAACCCUAAAGAAAUUCAUUCAAGCAUUAACUCUCACUACGUCUGCCGUGCCAAGAAUAACUACGGUGAAGCUGUUCAACCCUAUGAAGUAACUAUUUCAAAAUAUAUCGAAUCUGGUAACGCUAAUGGUAGCCACUAUGGUUCUCUAGACCAUCCAUACGAUUUUGUCUGCCCACUGCCCUAUACGGACCCCAAUUCAGUGAGAUGGUUUAAGAAAUCCACGCACUAUAUGAAUGGCCCGUCGUUGCACUUCGAUCAUCCGACGGACAUCGACAGUGGUAACUACACUUGCCGUGUGAGCGAUAUGAACGGAGCUGUCUCUCAUACUGUCGAAAUAGUUUUUGGCAUUCCACCGAAAAGAGAUCGAUCAUCAUUCAGUAUUAAGUGGAGUGGAGAAGAAUGGAAAAAAAUAGCUUGUUAUUCCAAUGAAAGUCCUUUGGGCGAGUACGAAUGGCUUUACAACGGGAAAAAAAUAAAUGGUGCCCAUGAGCAAUCUCUACUACCAAUUGGUUGGGGACAAUAUACUUGUCAAAUCACUCACCCUCUCGGAAACCUGGUCCUCAACUUCCAAGUUACAACUAAAAACAAAGAAUGUGGGAUUCCAACAUUAUUUUUGAAGGCGGAGCAUGCACCUCUUGUAUUGGACUCUUCCCUAACAUGGCCUUCCGUACCAAACAGCGGAAAGUAUUUAAUGAUACCACACUCUGAAAAACUUCAGUUGAUUUGUCAAGAUGAAAAAUCAUCGUCAAACAGCUUCACUAAGUUCCCUUCAUCAAAAUCAAUUUACGCCACAUGCGACAAAGAAGACUCUUUCCUAGUUGACGGCAGUCCUCAGAAAAUAUCGGAAUUGAACUGCAAAAACAGCAUUACAUCAAGUGUUCUUAAGACAGGAAGACCAUGCUUGGGUGAAAACACAGAGCUUAAGCAAGUUGGAUUCCACAUUAAUGACUUCACUGAUGUUUAUCAAUCUUGCGUGGAUACCGUCAAAAACGUUCCGUUGUAUACGAAAAUGAAUACAAUUGGUAUAAAGAAGGAGUCUAAUGGAAAAGUUAAGACGGUGAAAAGUACUUGUGCGGACAAAUGUUGCUAUGAAAAGAUACAGUUAGUGAACGCCGCUGAUGUCAGCUUUGGUCCAGCUGAGAAGGCAACAUUCAUCGAUUCUCUCAACUCUGUGAAUUAUUGCAAGCCGAAAAACAACACAAACUGGCACGAUAUAGAAGAGAUAAGUAGAGAAAGAGCGGACAGUGAACAAUUUACGGUUUGGUCUGGAGCUGGAAACUACGCCAAAGUCGGCGGGAUUUGGACACCCAAGUAUUUAUGGAAGGUCAUAAAACAGUCGGACACUUCGGAGAAGAUGGUGGUGAUCCACGAGAACACAGAGCCAGCUGGACCCAAGUUGUGUAGCGGAGCAUGCGGCGAGCAGGUCGUCUGGUUCGAGCCGGUGGGCGACCGCACUUACUGCUGCAGUGUGAAUGACUUUAAGAAAGCAUUAGGUGUUGCCAUAGACUUUAACUAGAGUUGAGACAUUAACGUUAUUUUUAUAUUAAUUUUCUACAUUCAAUUGAAAUAGGGGUCUUGUCGGUAGCGGAGUAGGAGAACGCACAUGCCCUUAGCAUUAAUAUUAAAAAUAAUUUUAUAUUUAUUCAAAAAAGAAUAUGUUGUUAUAAUAUU
This is a messenger RNA of Cydia pomonella (codling moth), 3382 nucleotides long. Its product is annotated as hemicentin-1-like. Bases 33 to 3227 code for a protein of 1064 amino acids. The record is from RefSeq and is a predicted model, not a curated record. The transcript is spliced from 18 exons. NCBI's taxonomy places the organism in Eukaryota, Metazoa, Arthropoda, Insecta, Lepidoptera, Tortricidae.